Messenger RNA from Lotus japonicus, 828 nucleotides. RefSeq names its product 22.7 kDa class IV heat shock protein. Bases 77 to 709 code for a protein of 210 amino acids. Lineage: Eukaryota; Viridiplantae; Streptophyta; Magnoliopsida; Fabales; Fabaceae. The record is from RefSeq and is a predicted model, not a curated record. The transcript is spliced from 2 exons.
CUAUUCAAAGAAACACACAAAAAUUUGAAGCAUUAAUUUCCUUUUUAUUUGCUGGAAAAAUUAAGGAUCAACAGCUAUGGAGGUUGAGUUGGGGCUCAAGAUCACAAGAACCAGAGAUGAUACCACUUCCAUUUCUGAUUUUCAGUUUGCCAAAGACAGAGCAGGACCUCUGUUCUUGUCCAAAGAAACUGAUGCAAUGUUCACCCUCACUGCACAUCUUAAAGGAUAUAAGAAAGAUAACAUUGACAUUAGUAUUAGUGAAGAUGGUACUGAGAUUUCAGUUAGUGGGGAGAAGGAAGUGCAGGAAAUGCAGAUGAUACCAUUCAAGAAAGAGCUAAAAAUCAAAGGGUUCAGAAAGAAGUUCAAAAUCCCUGAUGGGGUGGUUUUGGAUCGGAUCAAGGCUAAGUAUGACGAAGAAGAUGCAGCUUUGACAAUUGUGAUGCCAAAAAUGGAAAUGGCAAAAGGAAUAUCAGGGGAUGGACUUGAGGAGGUAAAGGAAGAAGAGGUUGUUAAUAACAGUGUGAUACAAGAGGCAGAGCAAAGUGCACCAGAAGAGGUUCCUGAUAAGACUGAAGAGGAAACAGCUCCAGUGAAGAAGAGAGGUCCCAAACCUUGGAAACCUUGUCCUCCUUUGUAUCUUGGAGGAUCAACUUUGCUUGUUUCUCUUAUUUUUCUUGUAAUUCAUUAUAUUAGAGUGAGAAAGCAUUGAACAACAAAUGCGUUAAUCAACUGACUAGGGCUUUUCUAUUCUAAGUAGAGGUCUUGGGUUUUUGAGUAUUUGUUAAUGCAUAUGGUUUAAAAAAGUGAGAAAGUUUUGAUUUACUUAAG